AUGAUUCUUUUCCUUGUAUUUUUUAUUCUUUCUUUCUUCCUUCUUUUUCUUUCCUUCCUUCUUUUUUCUUCCUUCUUUCCUUCUUUCUUUCUUUCGUUUUUCCUUCUUUCUUUCCUUCUUUCUUUCUUUCUUAAUCUUUCUGUUUUCUCUCACCUCUCUCUGUUCUCAGAGUCUCUCUCUCUCACACACACACAUACACGCACUAAUCAUUACACCGUCUUCUCCCGCCCUCGCCUAUUUCUGCGUGUAUCCAUCCUUUCGACCGACCAACCUUCCGUCCAUCUUCGUCAACAGCUAUCAUUAACCGUUGUAUACUCCCUCCCACUUCAGCAGGGCACGAACUCGUUUCCUUUCUUCUUCUACUUCGCUUCCCAACCUUCUACAAUGAAAGAUUUUCUUUAUAAAUUCCUUCUUUCUUUUUUGCCCUAUUUUACCUUUUUCUCUUUUUUCUUUGUUUUUUUUUCUCCUAUAAUUUUCCUCGAAUUUCUUGCCAUUUUCUCUCUCUUCUCUCUCUCAACCUUUCUCUUUCUCCCUCUCUCUCUAUUUAUCUUUCUAUCUUCUGCAACAUAUUUCUUUUUGUUCUUUCUUUUCAUUUGA
Molecule: messenger RNA, 597 nt
Organism: Acanthosepion pharaonis
Lineage: Eukaryota; Metazoa; Mollusca; Cephalopoda; Sepiida; Sepiidae
Source: the annotation of a GenBank genome assembly